Messenger RNA from Protopterus annectens (West African lungfish), 4689 nucleotides. RefSeq names its product atypical kinase COQ8A, mitochondrial-like. Gene Ontology annotation, cellular component: extrinsic component of mitochondrial inner membrane. Gene Ontology annotation, molecular function: kinase activity. The record is from RefSeq and is a predicted model, not a curated record. The transcript has 18 exons. Gene Ontology annotation, biological process: ubiquinone biosynthetic process. Lineage: Eukaryota; Metazoa; Chordata; Ceratodontiformes; Protopteridae. Bases 422 to 2266 code for a protein of 614 amino acids.
UGGUAGGCUGAAUAUCUCAGUGCAGUGUUCUAACAACAGUCAGUUGAUAAAACUGUAGGUAGAACUCUCCUUAGUCUACAGACAGAGCUGUUAAUCGGAUUGCUUUUAAGCACAUUAUGUGUUAUUAUUUCGGACGCAAACAAUAUCGCCAAACUAUCCAGUGCGGUAUUAAUGUUUUAGUGCUACUGCAACAUCGGGUUUCUCUGCUCUCUAUUAUUUUAAUUUUUGGGAUGACGUCCUAAAGUAGGCUGGCCCCAGGCGAACAACACAAUCGGAUUUAACCGCCAUGGUAUUUGUUUAUAGUAGUAGGCUGAUAGUAUGAAGUUUAAUGGCUAACUGAGGAGAGGUUUUUAGAUCACUCCCUAUUUCAUCCUGAAUACUUGAAUUUUUGCGCGGGUUCUUUGUUCAGAGUGUCUUCAAAAUGGCACUGAUGGCAGAUGUCUUUCUUAAAAGAGGCUGCUGUCUGCUGGACAGGGCACUGAGCAAAUCCCCAGCCUCACCAGGAGGGUUUUGUGCUUCCAAACCAGGUCUCUUAGCAGCAGGACUGCACAUGGGGUCCCUACAAAGGCAGCUGAAUCAUAACAUAAUUGGAAAAAUGAAGGUUGAAGCACAAGCCUUACUCCGUGGGAUGAAUAGUCUCCAUCUCAUCUCCUGUGUUUGUCCUGAAUCUUUUGCAAGUCCUGGAAGGAAUCCGGUGUAUUGUAGACAGACGAAACUUUCUGUGUUAUCUGCCAUUAAGCCACUCCAUAUUCAAAGUUUGUACAGAGUCAAGGAACAAAUUCAUUGUACUUGUGGCUUCCUUGGUUUAGUUGGAACUAUGACUCAUUCUCGUUUUUUCCAUCAAAACCCUUCAGCUGUUGGAGGUCUGACUGCAGAGGACAUUCGAAAAGCUAGAGAGACAAAAGUGGCUCAUAUUCAGCCUCAUAAACAGAUGCUGAGUGAAAGGGCACGAGAGAAGAGAGUACCAGCAACUCGCCUCGGAAGACUGGCAAAUUUUGGAGGCUUGGCAUUUAGUAUUGGGAUUGGUACUGUCGUUGAGGCAGUUAAGAAGUCAUUCCGAGACGAACAUAAUGCUGGGAAAAAGGCUAUUUUGACCUCUUCUGCAUUUCUUGCCCAACACAAUGCGUCUGAAAUUCUCCAGACUUCGUGCCCACUGAGUGGAGCACAGCUACAGUUUGACUUUGUUUGUUCUGUUUCAGAUGAUGCAGUCAUCAAUCCUACAUUACAGAGGAUCUUUGAGCGAGUACGGCACAGUGCAGAUUUUAUGCCUACAAAGCAAAUGUUGAAAGUUCUCCAUAGUGAGCUUGGUCCAAACUGGCGAAAUCAGCUGGAGUCCUUUGAAGAGCGUCCUUUUGCUGCUGCAUCGAUUGGGCAAGUUCACAGAGCUAAGAUGAAAGAUGGGCGAGAGGUGGCUAUGAAGAUACAGUAUCCCGGUGUUGCUCAGAGUAUUGACAGUGAUGUCCGAAAUCUUAUGGCUGUUCUCAGCCUAAGUAAUGCAUUACCAGAAGGUAAGAACCUAUUUAUUUGUGCCAAAUUAGUCCUCCAUCAAAGCUCACUGUACAAUAUUUCCAGUUUUCAUAGGGACUUGGUGAAAGAUGACCCAUUCUUUUACGUCCCAGCUGUGAUUGAUGAUUUAAGUAGCAUGAGAGUUUUGACUACUGAACUGGUUCCUGGAUUUCCACUGGAUAAAGCUGAAGGGCUGGACCAGGAUAUUAGAAACAAGUUGUGUUAUAAAAUUCUGGAGUUGUGUGUUCGAGAGCUUUUUGAAUUUGGGUUUAUGCAGACUGAUCCUAACUGGUCCAACUUCUUCUUUGACCCUGAAACUGGAAAGGUGGCCCUCCUAGAUUUUGGAGCAACAAGAAGCUUUGAUAAAAAAUUCACAGAUCAGUACAUAGAGAUUAUUAAAGCUGCAGCGGAUAGAAACAGAGAGAAAGUGUUGCAGAAAUCCAUUGAUCUUAAUUUCUUAACUGGAUAUGAAACAAAGUUAAUGAAGGAUGCCCAUGUCGACGCAGUGAUGAUCCUAGGAGAAGCCUUCUCGUCUUCUGAACCCUUUGACUUUGGCAGCCAGACCACAACCCGACGCAUUCAUAACAUCAUCCCCAUCAUGUUCAAAUACCGUUUGACUCCUCCUCCUGAGGAAACUUACUCUCUUCAUCGCAAGAUGUCAGGCUCCUUUUUGAUUUGCACAAAGCUGCGAGCCAAUAUCCCCUGCAAGUCCAUGUUUGAUGAGGCCUAUUCCAAGUAUUGGCAGGCCAGGCCUAAGUAAAAAUAAAUAAAUAAAUUAAAUAAAAAAGUCUGUAGCCAAAGGAUCAAUUUGCAAGGCUUUUAAGGUGUUUCCCAAUAUAUUUCCUUCUGUCUGCCAUUUGUCUUCCUAUCUUUUCUCACUGUUUUAAACUGCCAAAAACCAUGAAUUUUUUUAAUACUGGAGCCCUGUCAGAUAAGAUUAAUUUGAACUGGAAGAAUACUGAAGACUUGUUCGUAAGAUAUGCUCAUCUUGCAAUUUUUGGCUCUGGGAUCAGUAGUGCAUGGUGCUUCAACUCUUAAAUGGAGUGAAACAAUCCAGCUGACGUUUAAUGUGGUGUGGGGAAUGGACAGUGAAGAUUCCUCCAGGAUUUCUUCCAUAUGGUUUGGACUUUGGGUGGUCCUUGCUUCAAAUUGAAGCACGACGUGUAUUUGUGUUUUAAAAACUAUAUGCUGAAAAAUGAAAGCUGCUUAAAAUAAGCAAACCCUUAGUAAAAACAGACUAAUUUGACAGUUUUGGCAACCCCAAAAUUUAAGUUUAAGUAUUAGUAUCUGUUUGGGGGCCUUUAAACACGUUGAUUUUGUGUUGUCUCGUGGGAUACACAAACACAGUCUGAUACAGCUGUCUUCACAAAAUUAUGCAUUAUCCGCAUAUACUGUUGUCAUCUUCUUGGUCAUUUGGCUUUACUUGCCUUGAGCACUACAAGGAAGAAAUGCCAGAGCAGAGACUUAGUAAAUGUCCUCUUAAGGUCUUUUGCGCUUGAACAGAAAGCACUUGUGUGUUCUCCAGCUGAAGUUGGAUUCUUUGUUGCUAGAUCUAGUUCUCAGAAUUGUAAUUGUUCAUUAUACUCCAGUGAUGCAUACACUGGUCAAGUUUCCUCUGUCAGUGAAUUGUAAUAUUAUUUUGGCUUCUCUUUAAAGCAGAAUUUUAAGUGUUUAGAAAUCCGGACAGUUGAACUGAAGUACUUGAAAUUAACUGAAAGUGAGCUAACUAGAUCUGGUAUGUAACACAGCAGUCACUGGCAGAGUAGAAGGUGCAAGAACUGGGUAUACUCGUCUGUUCUAGUCGGAACUUUGAAAGAGUUGAUUGACACGUUACAAAAUGUGAAAAUUUGAGAAACAGUGUUAACUUUGGCUGCUGCACUGAGGUAAUACAAGUAAGUGAAACUCAACACCAGUUUCUCAGUUUGUCAAGCCCCGAGUUACUCAGUUAAGUUGUUAAUUUUUUCCCCUCAAAUCUGGAAGGUUUGCUGUGUUGUAAAGUUCAUUGCCAGUUCAGUAGCUCUUCCUGCGUAGACACUGACAUUAUGUAGAAUAGAACUUUUUUUUAGAAAACUGCUUCACUGAAUGUCUUGUUUUUAUUGAUAGGUUUUGCGAGUGUCAGUGUUUAGACUGCAUUGUAUAGAAAGUGGUAGUGAAGCAAAGCUGUUUUGAGAAUCCUUAUGUGGGGUCUGUUAAUUGAUGUAGGCUGAAUGCAUGUGUAAGAUAAUGUGCAGAUCCUAUAUCCACUUUGUAUUUUCUACAGGAAUUGAACUUGUGUUAUUGUCAUAGAAUGCCAGUGUCAUAUUUGCAGAUGUAAAACUACACCAGCUUGCUGACACCUGUUGGGCUCACAUAACAUCUGACUUAGUGUAUCCUGCAUGCCCAAACUAGAUCACAGUUGUAUUGGAAGCAGAGCACUGGAGAUGUGGGAAGCCCUGAAAAUGUGCAGCUGUUACUCCCAACUCCAGUGCUGUCUGAAAAAAACAUCGAAGGGGCUGAGAUAGCACUUUAGAGAUACUGAUUAUAAUAUACCAUACCAGUGUAGAGUAGGAGGGGAGAAUGCUGCUUUAAUUGCUGCAUCUGGAAUUCACUUUCUUUGCCUUGCCUUGGUAUAGUGGAAUAGUGAUCGGGCUAAGAAGGUAUCUUCUAUGAAAGAGGGUGUGCCCACACAUUAUCUGUAAAUGCAUAUAAAUCCAGCAAUGUGCUUCGCUUGUCUUGAAGGGGCCUAAUUGCUAAAUUAAAUAGGAACCAGUUUUAUAAAUUAUUGCAUAGGCUCUAACUGAUACAAACUUCUGCCAGACUAGGAGUUAAUUUUUAUGUGCAACAAAAGGUAUUCACUGGCAUAAACUCCAUUUCCAGUUUAUUUUCUUCAUGUUAAUUUCACAGCUGUAGUUUCCAGUUCUGCGAAUUUAAAGUCUGUAUUUUUUCAUCAUAAGAAGAUGUAAAUGAACAUUUUUGUGACCUCUUUCUUCUCUGGAUUUGCUAUAGUGGACUGUAAUUUUUUUACAUUUCUAUACAUUAAUGCAUCAUUUAUGUGGCUCAUCUGAUCACUUGUCAGUUGUCACACAAGUAUGGUGCUAGUUACAGAACAAAAUUUAUAAACAGUAGGUUGCUUUUCUAUAACAUAAUCCUGAUUUUAUAAUAUGUAUUUUUAUCACGUAGAAGUAAAGAUAAUUUAACAUUUUA